Molecule: messenger RNA, 3491 nt
Organism: Rattus norvegicus (Norway rat)
Lineage: Eukaryota; Metazoa; Chordata; Mammalia; Rodentia; Muridae
Source: RefSeq, a predicted model, not a curated record
CAGUCUUCCAGGCCUGAGUUGGUGUGGCGCGCGCAUGCGCAUGCGCGUGUGUUGUUUCCUUAAGGGUUCCUUUCUGGUAUAAGCACUGGAGGGUUGGCAUUACGUGUCUGGAGAGCUGUGUGUGUGACAGAUGGGUGGCUUGGUCAAGUGACAGAGGGAGGGUGGUACAUUGCUGUCUUACACGUCUUACAAAACAGUGGCUGGAUUGUAUUUUCUUCAUGAAAAGGCUCUUAGUUCUUUUUCCUAGUACCCCUUAUACUUGGAAAAAUAAGCUAGGUGUGGUGACUCAAGCCUGAGAGUCCAGGACUUGGAAGACAGACAGACAGACACACAGACAGACAGACAGACAGACAGACACACACACACACACACACACACACACACACACACACACCCCACACCUUUCACUCACACACAGUAAAACUACACAAAACAUAAAAACAACCUUUCAGGGGGUCAGGAGUUGAGGAAACAGGAGCUGGGUGCUUUCCAUCUGCAUCUCCUACCUGCCCCCACACAACGUUCCCGGCAUCUGUUUCCCAAGCUGGAACUUCCAGGAAAGUAGUUUUUCCGUUGUCAGAAUUCAAUUUAGCAUGCAGAGAGCAUAGAUGACUUAACCUUCCAGGCGAGGUUCCUAUCUCAUUCAUGCAAAUUAACUCUGCUCUUCCUGGGGCAGGUUUGUCGUCUCCUAUGAGACUUGUGGCUGAGUCUGCCUUGAAUCAAAAGGCCUGGUUCACUCUUUGCUCUGAGCUCCAGGGACCACUUCCACCAUCAGGAUCUUCUUAUCUUACCUGGUUCUAACACUGCACACCCCGUCCUGCUACCACCAGAGACUGGGUCAUGGAUGAGGCCAGGGAGUUCCCUUUUCAGCGGGUACUUUAAGAAAGCCUUAGCGGUGUAGAAUUUGAGAACCUCCUAGUCAGGGUUCCGUUGCCAGGGGACACAGGGAGACAUAGUGAGACUCCACAACACAGACAGGUCAGAAGUGCGUCUUUGUCAGCCCUCUGGACUUUGACCCCAUGUUUGGCAGCACAAAAGUGCGGACAGAGUAGAGGGGAGAGCAUCAGAGAUGUGGUUGCCAAGUAACUGUGUCAUUCCAAAGGUCUCACAAAUCUGUUCCUAGGAAGAGCAGAGUUAAAACACGAGAUGAAAACCUCGCCAGGAAGGUUAAGUCAGCAACGCUCUCUGCACGCUACUGGAGGAGUUUACAUUUUAUUUUUUUAGUGAUUGUUUAUCUAUUGGUUUGUGUGUAUGUGUCACAUAACACAUGCAUGCCACAGGACAUGGGUAGAAAUCAGUGCAUGGGAUUUGGUUUUCUCUUUCCAUCAUGGGAGUUCUGGGAUUGAAUUGAGGUCAUCAAGCUUGGCUGUGAGCACCUUUACCUGCUGAGCCACCACUGGAGCUUAAAUUCCAUUUGUUUAUUUAAGUUAGUUUCUUGGUUUUUGCCUUUAAGCAGUUAGGCAGGGUUUCAGUCUUUAGCUCAGGCUUCCUUGGAACUCACUAUGUAACCGAGGUUAGCCUGGAACUUCCAGUAUUCUUCUUGCAUCAGGUUACCAAGGGCUAGGAUUACAGGCAUAAGCCAACCGUCCCAUGUUGAGGAUGUUUUUAUUGUUUGUUUGUUUGUUUGUUUGUUUGUUUGAGAUAGGAUUCCAUGUAGUUAGACUGGAACUCACUAUGUAGCUGAUGUGUGACUAACUUUUCAUCCCGUUGCCUUCUACCUCCUGAGUGCUGGGAUGAUGUGCAGACACUCUACACACACACACACACACACACACACACACACACACACACACAGAGAGAGAGACAGAGACAGAGACAGAGACAGAGAGACAGACAGAGACAGAGAGACAGAGGCAGAGACAGAGAGUGCUGUGGAGGAUUUUAAAAAGCUAAUAUGAAGCAAAUCAGACUAACAAAACCUGUAAGAAGCAUACAAAACGCUUGCUGGAUCACUAGGAAAUAAAUAGCCGACCUGCUGCCAUGACUUUUGGAUACUUCCCUUGUCUAUACAAGAGGAUUUUCUCCUGCAUGGUCAUCAGCUCAAAAUGAGGGAGCAACGUAACAUCAGCCAAGUUCAUCUUGAGACCCCGCUGCAGGAUUGCCAAUUGGGUCCAAGACAUCUUGAAGCUUAAAGACAAGCCCUUCUCCCUGGUGUUGGAGGAAGAUGGCACAAUCGUGGAGACAGAAGAAUACUUCCAAGCCCUACCAAGAGAUACAGUGUUCAUGGUCCUGCAGAAGGGGCAGAAGUGGAAGUCCCCAUCAGAACAGCGCAAGAAGAAAGCCCAGCUAUCCCUUUCCCAGAAGCCAACUAAGAAGAUCGACGUGGCCCGGGUAACCUUUGACCUGUACAAGCUGAACCCUCAGGACUUCAUCGGCUGCCUGAACGUGAAGGCAACCCUCUAUGACACAUACUCGCUUUCAUAUGACCUGCACUGCUACAGGGCCAAACGCAUCGUGAAGGAAAUGCUCCGCUGGACUCUCUUCAGUAUGCAAGCCACAGGCCACAUGCUGCUUGGCACCUCCAGUUACAUGCAGCAGUUCCUGGAUGCCACUGAGGAAGAACAGCCCUCCAAGGCCAAGGCCUCCCUCCUCCCUGCCUGUCUGAAGAUGCUGCAAUGAAGACCCCAGUCCUCCUCGGCCACAGAUGUGACUGGGGACCCUGCGCUCUGCUAGUAGCACCCACAAGCCUGGCAGUUGGAGAGCUUCUCACCCGCCUACACCUCUCUCACAGCACAGCAUCAAGGAAAUCUCAGGAAGGGCUGGAGCCCUGGAGUGGGCUGGUCACAGGAGGACUUCCUGGGCUGCCUCAGUUCCUUCUGUUCUAUCUCAGGUACCUUAGAGGACCAACACUUGCCCCUGGCAGGCACCAAGUCUGCCCCUGUGUCGCCAUGUGCUGUCCUCUGUGCCACUCCCUCCUUGGUGCUCCUCGGUGUCCGGCUGCCUACGUUCAUCAUGCAGCAGACAUCGCUAUGGUGGCCCCCAUCAUACCUUGGCCCCAGUCAAGGCAGCAAAACGAGCAACAUGCCACGGCACCAGUCAUACCUAUGGCUAUGGUACCAGAGCGGUUAGCACUCCGUAGUAGAAGAAAAGGAGGGGGCCUCGGGGGUUCUCUCACCUGGGAUUCCAAUUACUCCCUCCAAGCCCCCGCUACACAUGAUCAUGAGGUGUGCUGGGGGGGGGGGUUAGAGGUAGAGUUAAGUGAUGCAGAUUUGGGGGGUCCUGACCUGUGCCAGCCAGGGAGGAACUUUUAGGGAACGCAGAUGAAUCUGCUUCACCCAGGCCCCCCAUAAGAAACCCAGUAAGCUCAUAGGUUCACCAAGCUGGACUUGGAUGGAAUGUGGCUUUGCCUGUCAUUCAUGCUCUUCCUGAACUGAAUGGACAUAGUUCAUGAUCUCCAGGGAAAGUCACACGGUCACCUCUCCUGUUCUCAUUUUCCACUAACGAAUGAACAGCAUUAGAGUCUGCGGUAAAUUAUUUAUGCUGACACCUCA